This is a messenger RNA of Sodiomyces alkalinus F11, 879 nucleotides long. RefSeq names its product ribosomal protein L13e. Gene Ontology annotation, molecular function: RNA binding; structural constituent of ribosome. Gene Ontology annotation, cellular component: cytosolic large ribosomal subunit; ribosome. Lineage: Eukaryota; Fungi; Ascomycota; Sordariomycetes; Glomerellales; Plectosphaerellaceae. The transcript is spliced from 4 exons. The record is from RefSeq and is a predicted model, not a curated record. Gene Ontology annotation, biological process: translation. Bases 1 to 633 code for a protein of 210 amino acids.
AUGCUUGAGCGCCCUGGAAUCGAACAAGACUUCCGCAAGGAUUGGCAACGCCGGGUCCGAACCCACUUCGACCAGGCCGGCAAGAAGCUUCGUCGCCGCAAUGCCCGCCAGGCUAAGGCUGCUGCGGUCGCUCCCCGUCCCGUCGACAGGCUCCGCCCCGUUGUCCGGUGCCCUACCAUCAGGUACAACCGGAAACUGCGCGCCGGCCGUGGUUUCUCUCUGGCCGAACUGAAGGAGGCCGGUAUCCCCCGCCGCUUCGCCCAGACCAUUGGCAUUGCCGUCGAUGGCCGCCGCCAGAACCUCUCCGAGGAGGGCCUCGCCGCCAACGUGGCCCGGCUGAAGGCCUACCAGGAGCGCCUGAUCCUGUUCCCCCGCAAGGCCGGCAAGCCCAAGAACGGCGACUCCCCCGCCGAUCUCACCCAGACCGCCACCGUCUCCAGCAUCGCCAAGGCCCUCCCCAUCGAAGCCCUCGCGGCCGGCUUCUCCGAGAUCAGCAAGAGCGACCUCCCCGCACCCAUCGAGGGCGGUGCCUACCGCGCUCUCCGCGUGGCCCGCAGCGACAAGCGCAACGCCGGCAAGCGGGAGAAGCGGGCCAAGGACAAGGCCGAGGCCGAGGCUGCUGCCAAGAAAUAAAGCAACCGCGCAUACAGCUGCUCCUCCCCUUUUUCACAAGGAGUUGGUUUUGUGUUGUGCGUUUUUGCUCGUUUCCUUGGUUCGUCCGUUUUGGUCGUUCGGGCUGGGCUGGGGUGGGGGCUGGGUUAGCAUUGGUAUCGGUUUCUUUUGACGCACAAAACAACAACGCUGCACAACGGCUCUGGCUGCUUUUAGGAAUGUUUGUUGGAGGUUGUGGGAAACGAUGAGAAACGCACGGGAGUCUCU